AUGACUGAAGUUUCUCCUAUUUUGGAUAAUGUUUCACUGAUGAGUAGAUUAAGCAUAGGGGAUACACAAUGGGGGGAGCAUUAUGUUGAGCGGAUAUACCAGAUAUGUGGGCAAGUCCAUCCGGGUAUGGCGAUUGAUCAUGACGCAGUUUUGCAUGUCAAAAAUACUAUUAUACGGAUCCUUGCUGAGAUUUUGGAGUCUCGCCCUAUGCGAGUUUCUGAACUCGAAAAAAAUUUUUUACGCCUUUUUCCCAAAAGUUGUCAAUGGAUUGUGAAGGAAGGUUUGGAAACAUUAUCCCAUACUCCUCGAAAGUCUCAUUCGGCACGGUUUGGCUUCUCGCGACAACAUGAGUUUCAUUCGAAAAUGAUCAGCCUUGUUGAAAGUGUUGUUGGAUCUCGUGAAAAUGAUAAGAGAGAUCGUGAACUUGAGAAAGAGAUCGAGAGAAUGGGUUUUUUCACUCAAGCCGUUUGUGAAAUUUUAACAGAGGAUAUAUUGAAAUGGACAGGGAACUAUGUGAAACACAUCAGAAGCACUGAUCCCAAGAUCACUCUUCAAAACUUACAAAUUGCUAUGAAUGCAGAUAAGGGUCUUAUGCAAUUAACAAGUUGUGUUAAUAAUGAGGAAGAAGACGUUUUCAUUGGAGGCUUCUUCUCCAAUUUUUGUGAGUACAAUGAAGAUAUCGUGGAUUCCCAAAUAUCUAUGCCCAAUGUUACUUACGAAUCAAUUGCACAUGAGUUUCUUAAAGAAGAGAGAUUAUAUCUUCGCGAACUUAAUCAAACAAAUAUUUUCGUGAAACGUCUCGAAAGUUACUUGAAUGAAACUGAUAAGAAACUACUCAAACAAAUUUUCGGGAACUUACAAGAAAUUCAUGAUUUGACUAUAAAAGUUGAACGCACUUUAGAAGAUUCUAUCGAAAUGAACGACGGACUGUGUAUAGGAAUGGGCUUUUGGGAACUUUCCGAAGCUCAAGAGUUUGACACUUAUUUGUCCUAUAUGAUGAGAGGAGAAGAUGAAGAGCAGUUGUACAAUAUUGCCGUCGAAGCGGGUAUAAAUGAAUUAUUGGUGAAUUCACAAUAUGCUCAUAUAUUCUCUAAUGAUGAUGGAGGCUAUGGUAAUUCUUUGGAGGGCACCACUUUUCGUUUAGCCGUACGUUGUGUUUUGCCCACAUUAUUAAGUGCUCCUAUCUUGCACUUAUUUAGGUACUUAGAUUAUGUAAACAAAUUACUUCGUUUUUAUCAAACUGAAGAAGAUCGUACGGAUCUGGAAAACUGUAAAAUAUACUUGAACAGUGUGGUGAACAAAAUAGAGAAUCAAUGCUCUCAUUUGAAAUCUAAGAUUAAACAGGAGCAAACUGUGAGGAAUGAUUCACGUAUAUCUCAGGUUAAGAAACUUCAAAACAUCCAAUACGCCAUUGAUGGGUUUGAAGGAAAUCCUAUAGGGCAAACGUGUAAUGAGUUGAUGAAAGAAGGCAGUUUACAAAUGGUACGGCCUUCUGUUGCUAUAACAGGGGAUGUCACGAAGAAAGGUAGAUGGGCGACUGAUCGCUACAUAUAUUUGUUCGAUCAACUGAUUGUUUUUUGUAAAAAACAUAAUAAACAGACAAGUAGUAAAGCCAGUAAGUACAAAUUCAAAACUCGUGCAGCGGUCUCCAGAGUAGAAGUCGUAGAUUUGGGGAACAAUAACGGUUUGAAACAUUCUUUCCGGCUGGAUAUUAGAGAGAAAAAUCUUGUAUUAUCAUACACAAUGGUAUGCAAAAGUUUGGAAGAAAAGUCUUCUUGGCUUACAGCUUUAGUCACUGUCACUACUAAAGGGCUUCUAGACAGAAUUUUGGAUGCAUAUCAGAAAGAAGAUUCUAAAAGAAUACCUCUCAUUACGCCUUCCCCAGCGCAGUACAGAUAUGCCGAAGCGGAUUCUGAGGAGAACAUUAUAUUUGAAGACUAUACUUCUAGUAGCGGUGUGCCAGAAAUCAAAAGUGGAACUAUAUUAAAGCUUGUGGAACGGCUUACUUAUCAUCAAUAUACUGAUAACAAGUUCGCCCAAACAUUCCUUAUAUCAUAUCGAACUUUCACGAGUCCGCAUGAACUACUGGAUCUUCUGGUUGAAAGGUUCAAUGUUCCCAUCCCGUUAGAGUUGCAAAACCAAGAGAUGAGGGGAGGACCAUUGGCAGGCAGAUAUGAUACAAUUCAAUCCCAUGGGCUUACUUCUGGGAAACAGAUCCCAAUACGCAUUCAAGCGCAAUGUUAUCAACGUUUCACAAAAGAGUAUGAGCGCCCUAUACAGCGCAGAGUUUUGGCAGUAAUGCAGCAAUGGGUCAAAAAGCAUUGGUCUGAUUUCGAGAAUGAUCCUGGCUUGUUAGAAAAAUUGAAGGAAUUUCUUCAAAAGUCUUGUGAAACACAGGGCAAACUAACGAAUCAACACAAAAAAUUUUGUAAAAGUAUUAGUGCGUUAAUCGAGAAGCUUGUCGUAAAAAGCGCUGGUCCAUUGGAAAAUCAUACAAGCUCAACAGCUUUUGAUUGGGAAAGUGUUGCUACUCAAAAUAGCCGUUCAAAUCAGUUCCAACCAAAGAAGCCCGAGAUUGUGUGGCAUAUAGCCAAAAAAGGAGAGAUUGAAACGUACGAUUUAUUGACUUUGCAUCCACUUGAAAUCGGGAGACAGUUGACCAUCCUUCAUUUUGAUCUUCACCGCGCAAUAAAGCCCAGCGAGUUCGUUGCUGCCGCUUGGACCAAGCAUGAUAAACAUGAGAGAAGUCCUCAACUUCUGAAAUUGAUUGGUCAUUGUAAUCUACUUACUUAUUGGGUAUCUCGUUCAAUUGUUGAGUCCGAUUCCUUAGAAGAACGAGUUGCUAUGCUAAGUCGAGCUGUAGAGGUUAUGUACGUGUUCGAAGAUUUACAUAAUUUCACAGGAAUUGUAACUUUUUUGUCGGCCUUGCACUCAUCCAGUGUCAAUAGACUUAGGAACUGUUUUGAUAGACUGGAUAGUGACAAGAUGAAAUGUUAUGAAAGACUCGAUAAUCUUUGUGACUCGAGAUAUAAAAAUUUAAGUAAUCGCCUCAAAGACAUAAACCCUCCUUGUGUUCCAUUCUCAGGAUUGUAUAUGUCGACGAUAUUUCGUUUCGAAACAGGGAACAGUACUUUCGUGAAGAAUGUAUCGGAUAAAGAGAAAAACAAAAAAUCUCCGGCUCAUCUUGUGUCUUUCUACAAAUGCAGAAAGAUAUCUGAUCAAAUUCGAGAAAUCCAAAUGUAUCAGGACCAACCAUACUAUCUGCAAGUUGAACCGUCUAUUCGACAAUACUUCGAAACAAUCAAUCCAUUGGCAGACUUUAACGAAAAUGAAGAAGAGCUACAGACAUAUUUAUUUGAGAAAUCUCUCAAAGUUUUCCCUAAAGACGGCGACAAAACUCCGGAAACAAACGUGAAAUCUAAAAGGCCUCCAAAUGUUCUGAAGUCUCCUGGAACAAAACCUCCGAAAUCAAAUAAUGCACAAUCGCAUCACCAACAAGCUAUGACCGUUCCCAGCACCCCAAAUCCGGAUAAUGAUGGACCAAAGUCGGCUUUCCUGUUAUCAAGUAGGGAUGACAGUCAGAUGAAUCUAGAUUCUCAUCACAUUCGGCACUAUUCUGGUGAGAGUUCCCGCAGAACGCAAGCUCCGAGCAAAAUAGGUCUAUUGCAACCACCCCCUACGUAUCCUCAUAAGUCCUCUAGAUCCCUUCCACCACCUAUUCCUUUUGCACCUUCGACUCAAAGUUAUCUACCAAAAUCUCAACCGAAGUCACCACUAUCCGCAAAAACACCUCCUACUCCUAAGUCUGCCAAUCGAUCGAUCGUAUCUGAUGCUUUUAUUUUCCCGUCGACUGAUUCUAACAGCGCCUAUCCUGUUAGAAACCAUCGAUAUUCUGGAGAUGGUAAUAUUGUUAGUGAGCAAAAAGUUGUUUUCGAAAGGCCACGCUCAGCAGUUUCUCAUUCUCCUACUGUUUGCUUAUCAGUUCCGUUACCACCUGCUCUGCCUCCUAGAAGAGUAGUUUUCCCGCCACCGUUGCCUCCAAAACCACACCGCAGCCAAACUCCGCCACCCCUUCCGCCAAAAACUUACAAGCACAAACAGAGUAGCCCAGAUUUGCCUCAGCAAGAGAAAUAA
Molecule: messenger RNA, 4134 nt
Organism: Auanema sp. JU1783
Lineage: Eukaryota; Metazoa; Nematoda; Chromadorea; Rhabditida; Rhabditidae
Source: the annotation of a GenBank genome assembly